AGAAAGGGUGGUGAUGGGCCACGGCAAAUCCACACACCCGCCUUUUAUUCCCACUGUGUGUCCCGGCCUUUCCGUCCCUUUUACUACUGCCAUCGCUACCUUUCUUCACCAAAAUAUUGACUACUCCUUCUUCCCCCAAAAAAGGUUUCUACAGGACCCAUUUGCAUCUUCUUCUUCCCUGGGUUAUGCUAAGUUGGGUACAGACUCUUAACAUCAGAAAUGGGUUCUGGAGAUUGGUUUAAGGCAAUACUUAGCUCAAAGAAAGUGAAAGGUGACAAUUCAAGAAAAACGAAGGGAACUUCAACUGAUGCAAAAUCAAAUGGUUUCAAAUGGAGGAGCCGCACUCUGAAAGGCUCUACUGGUUUUUCCUAUGGUUCUACUAGUGGAAAUCCUGGGGUUCUUGGUAUUCCAGUUGAGGAUAUAGCUGCAACUCGGAUUCAGACUGCAUUCCGGGCAUUUAUGGCUAGGAAAACUUUACGACGUUUAAAAGGGAUAGUAAGGUUACAGAAACUGACCCAAGGCGACGAUUGUGUUAGAAAGCAAGCUUCGACUACAUUGAGCUAUCUUAGCUCAUGGAGCAGGAUACAGACCCAGAUUAGAGCUCGCCGACUCUGUAUGGUUACAGAAGGCCGGAUUAGACAGAAGAAAUUAGAGAAUCAAUUAAAACUUGACGCAAAGCUUCAUGAUCUGGAGGUGGAAUGGUGUGGAGGUCCUGAAACAAUGGAGGAAAUUCUUGCAAGGAUAUAUCACAGGGAAGAAGCAGCAGUAAAGCGGGAGCGAGCACUGGCAUAUGCCUUCUCUCAUCAGUGGAGGGCUAACUCUGGUCAGAACCAAGGGCCAAAUAAAUCUGGACUUAGCAAAGCUAAUUGGGGUUGGAGCUGGAUGGAACGUUGGAUUGCAGCUCGCCCAUGGGAAAGCCGAGUCCACAUCAGCCCAAAGAAAGCACAGAGUAGGCAGAAAAACAAGGUUGGUAAAAACAUAAUCUCACCAACAACAAAAGUACCAGUUACAGUUAAUCCUAAUGGGAAAGGAACCACAAAGGCCAGAAGAUUAUCCUACCCAUCUGCUGAAAAACCUGCUGCACGAGAUGGGAACAUUAAACCUGAAGAAGUAAAUGCUAAAGAAGAACAGCCAGUACCUUAGAACUGGACCAAUGAAAUGGAUUAAAUGGGGUCCCUUUGAUUUUCAGUAAGAUAUCAUAGAGAAGUGCUGAGAAAAGGAUUCUUUAAUUGUUUGGUCAUCUUUAAUAUUCUGUACAUUGAGUGGUUUGAAAGUCAUUUGGUUUGGCUUGCGAUGAACAAAUAGACUUGGAUCUGGGACUGACCCAUUCAUCCAUGUCUGAUAUGGAUUGCUUUUGGGGGAGAAAUUAUUUAUUUAUAGUGUAAAUAUACAGCAAUUUUUUUUGGGAGGGGAAAUGAUUGUGUCAUUUUAGAAGUGAAAUUACCAUUGGUGAUUACUUCUUUGCUGGUUACCUGCUUAUAUGAUAACCAAUAUAUGGGACUCUGACAGAUGUGCUGAAAUAAUUCACUUCCCAGUGGUCCUAUUUUCAGUUUGUA
This is a messenger RNA of Vitis riparia (riverbank grape), 1556 nucleotides long. RefSeq names its product protein IQ-DOMAIN 1. Lineage: Eukaryota; Viridiplantae; Streptophyta; Magnoliopsida; Vitales; Vitaceae. The transcript has 6 exons. Gene Ontology annotation, molecular function: protein binding. The record is from RefSeq and is a predicted model, not a curated record. The coding region runs from base 220 to 1143 and encodes 307 amino acids.